AUGUUUUCAGGUCUUUAUUUGACCGUGCUCCUCUGUUUAUCCAGCAAACUAUGGAUGGGAGCUGAGGUAAGUAAUUCGCUCGCUGAAUACCAACUUUUGACUUUUUUAAAUCCAAAUAAUGUUUAAAAAUCCGAGGAGACUUUAAUACUAAAAUACGUCUUUUUUCCCGUUGUACAGGCAUGUAAAGCCUGCCCUGCUGGUUGGGCUCAGUAUGGAUCCUCCUGUUACGUAUUCUACCACAGUGCUAUGGCCUGGGGUGAUGCUGAGGUGUGUUUUAAAAGGAUAUUUUAUCAUGAUAAUUUUGACUGACUGUUUUUUUCAUUUCUAUCUCUGUUACCUUUCCUUUCUCACCUUUUCUUUGUCCUUUUCUUCUUUAGAAAUUCUGCACCACUAUUGGAGGAAAUCUGGCUUCUGUUCAUUCUAAAGAUGAGUACCACUACCUCAGGAAUGCAGUUCUGCGUCUCACUGGCCAGCAUACAACUGUGUGGCUUGGAGGUUAUGAUGCUGCAAAGGUGGGUGUCAGGAUCAGAUUCAGUUUUUCUACCUGGUGCUGAUUUUACUAAAGAAGUGUUUUAAAGUUAAAUAACUCCUCAAUAGGAUCAGGUGGGUUUGAUUUAGGCAGCUAACACUUCUUGAAAUCAAAAGAGGAAUUUGACAUCAGCUUUAAAAAAAGGAGGAAAUAUUCCUUAAUUUUUAUUUAUUUAUUUUUUUCUCCAGGAGGGUGUCUGGCUGUGGAGCGAUGGUUCCAAGUUUGACUUCAAAUUUUGGGCUAAAGGAGAACCAAACAAUGCUGGUGGACAUGAGAACUGCAUGGAGAUGAACUUCAGAGGUACAUUUUGAUCUCAGGCCCUCCUGGACCUUACCCCUCUGUUUUCAGAUAGAUGUCCUAUCUAUUCAGCAUUUUGUCUAGGUUUUGUAGGAAUGACCUCUGACUUCCCAUUAUUCUCUGUUUUGUGUCUGCAGGAAAGGACUUUGUCAACGAUAUUGGAUGUAAUCCAAAGAGAUCUUUCUUCUGUGAAAGGGCUCUGUAA
Xyrichtys novacula (pearly razorfish) is the source of this 1031-nucleotide messenger RNA. The record is from the annotation of a GenBank genome assembly. Lineage: Eukaryota; Metazoa; Chordata; Actinopteri; Labriformes; Labridae.